Mycena citricolor is the source of this 1962-nucleotide messenger RNA. NCBI's taxonomy places the organism in Eukaryota, Fungi, Basidiomycota, Agaricomycetes, Agaricales, Mycenaceae. The record is from the annotation of a GenBank genome assembly.
AUGACAGUGAUCAUGGCGAAACAACAUAAACGUGGCAAGAAGGGCAACACAGACAGUGCUCACAAUCGAAAUCCCAGUGGAAACAACCAACACUGGAAGAGUGAUGAACAGGAAGCUGUGAUUGCCCAAGCGCUCAAGGAUUAUCAUCGGCAGGGGAUUACGUGCAACCGGACCAUUGCAAAGCUUCUUGAGAAAGAAGUCGACGUCACCAUGUGUGUGAAAACCGUUCAGAGACGGCUCAACAAGCUGGGCUUGUUUGCUGCCAAGGGCACUAUGGUACGGAUCAACGAAGCCGAAGCCCUCCAACUCGUUGUCAACGAGUUGGACCGCGACUCCUCCAAGCAUCUUGGAGUGAAGUCAAUUCGAGAGAAGAUCAUUCACAAUGCCGACACCAUUCUCUCGAAGGCGUUUGCCGUGCACAUGAUGCACCUCCACGACCCAGACAGCUUUGAGUUACUGGACCCGACUGCAAAGAAGAUCUAUCGCACUGCAAAGUAUCCGCUGGGAAUCAAUCACUGGUGGGCCGCCAAUGGUCACGAUAAGCUGUACAGAAUCGGUUUCCCCAUAUACGCAUUUGUCAACGAUGCGACCAGCAAGAUACUAGGAGCUUGGGUUGUUCCAAGUAACUGGAUCAAGGACGCUGUGGCCUACCUCUACCUGUCCAUGGUAGAGAGGUACAAAGUCGUCCUCCACUAUCGCAGUGAAGGGUUCAUAUCAAGCAAACAGCACCAGGCCACGGGUAACGUUGAGCCCGACCCAAGCCUUACGCAAAAGAACCUUUCCUCGGGUGCUUGUACAGCACACGAAUCCACCAUUUCGUACCGAUUCCCAUCGUCGUCUGGGAGUCCAUCCCCUCCCCCCAUCGUACCAUCGUCGCCCGAUCUGGCGCAUCAAAACCAACCCGGGCCCUCCGACCCCUACCUCGCCCUCCCACCGCCUGAAGACGAGAUCCCCGACCUCGACGAACUGCCCUCCGAACAACCACCCUCGCCUCCACCUCACACGCCUGCCCCUACCAUGUCAGGGCAUCACCGCAUCACCCUCGCCGCCAACCCCCCCUACUUCGAUGGCGACAAGUCCAAAUACCUGGGCUUUGUGGACGCGUGCACCACUUACAUCGGUGCCUAUCGAUCGGAGUUCUCACAAGAUGAGACCAAAAUCCUCUUUGUCCUCUCCUACCUCCGUAACGAGAACGGCACGAGCUGCGCUGCCUCGAGAUGGGCGAUGAACUGGAAGCAGCACAACUUCGAUGGCUUCCAGGGACUGAAGGCAGGAGUCACAUCAAAGAACUUCCUGGAGGAGUUUCAGAGGGCGUUCGGGGACUCCAAUGCGGAACAAGUCGCCGCUGCUCGGCUUAUGGCCCUGCGUCAAAACAAACGGUCCUUCGCGGACUACAUCUCCGACUUUGAGAUGUUGGCCGCGGAUGCAGGCUACAAUGUGGUUGACACCACCGACGACAAAGGCGAAUACAAGAAGGGGGACCAGGAUAAUAUCCUCAUCGAGUUCCUGGAGCGCGGACUCAGCAGCGAGAUCGCCAGCCGUCUCUACAACACCGGUGUCCCUCUGCCCAAGGCCUAUGGAGCGUUCAAAGCCUGGUGCAUCAACAUCGAAGCCAAUGCUCUGCGUGACCAGCUGCGCAAAGCGUCGUAUGGGCACCCCACACAACGACCACCUCCCCAGUUCCGUCCCCAAACGGCACCAGUGGCGCCCACACCCGCUCCGGCCCGACCCGCUGCCAACGAACCGGUUCCGAUGGAAAUCGAUCGUACCCACGCCCGCGGCCGCAAUAUCAUCUGCUACAACUGUCAACAGCCUGGGCACAUUGCGCGGAACUGUCCGGAGCCAAGGAAGAAGCGCACAUUCUUCAAUCGGGCCACGAUGCUGGAAGAGAUCGAGAACGGGGACAAGGACAACGAGUUCCUCAAGGAGAUCGCUGAGAAGCUGCGCGAGAAGGGUUUUUGA